Sinocyclocheilus grahami is the source of this 943-nucleotide messenger RNA. RefSeq names its product 39S ribosomal protein L1, mitochondrial-like. Gene Ontology annotation, biological process: translation. The record is from RefSeq and is a predicted model, not a curated record. Gene Ontology annotation, molecular function: structural constituent of ribosome; RNA binding. Gene Ontology annotation, cellular component: large ribosomal subunit. Lineage: Eukaryota; Metazoa; Chordata; Actinopteri; Cypriniformes; Cyprinidae. The coding region runs from base 74 to 943 and encodes 289 amino acids. The transcript has 8 exons.
AUGGGUGGGAACGCUUAAAGCGUGUUGAUGAUUUAGACGGGAAAAUCUAAGUGUAACACAAUAGUCUGUCAACAUGGCCGCCCCCUCAAGGAAUUUUUUAAGAGUUUUACCCAGAUGUCAGAGGCUGUUCUUCACAUGCAGAGCUCCUUCUGUCUCCUGCAGCUCACUGACUGCACACAGACAGCAAUCUGUCAGAUCCUACGCUGCUGCUGCCGCCGCCAAGCAGAAAGAGAAGAAAGAGGAGACUGUUGAAGAAAAGGUGGUGAAAGAGAAACAAAAGGUUGAUGACAAAAACAGACACAAACCCUAUGGACUCACAGCCUGGGCUCCAGUAGAUGAUGUGUACAUGGUGAGGUACUAUCCCAAACCCGUCUAUGAGACAUCCGUGUCCAUUGAAAUGCUGAAGAACUUUCAGAAGCUGGACUUCAGUCCCGAAAACCAGCCUGUAUACACUAACCUACGUCUAGACAUGAAGCUGGAGAAAAAGAAAAAAGUGGAUCCGUUUGUUAGCAUAAUUCAUUUACCACAUCCCUUCAAGUCGGACAUCAACACAAUAGUGGUUUUCACUGAGAAUCCAGAUCAAGCCAGAAUAGCAAUGGAGAAUGGAGCAGCAGUUGCAGGUGGAGCAGAACUGGUUGAGAAGAUUUUAGCUGAUGAGAUCACAGCAGAUUUUUACUUGGCUGAGCCAGACAUUGUACAAAAGCUGCUCCCUUUGAAGAACAAGCUGAGGAAGAAGUUUCCCAAGAGCAAGAGAGGAUCAGUUGGAAUGAAUAUUCCCAAAAUGCUUGCAUUGUUCAAGAGUGGUCAUGAAUACAUGGUUGAGGACAUCUAUGUCAACACACAAGUUGCAACACUGGACAUGCCAAAGGAGUAUAUUCUGGAAAACAUUCGUGCCAUUGUAAAAGAUGUGGCAAGCCAUAAACCAGCAGAAUUUGGUCAGUAA